Molecule: messenger RNA, 1350 nt
Organism: Dermacentor andersoni
Lineage: Eukaryota; Metazoa; Arthropoda; Arachnida; Ixodida; Ixodidae
Source: RefSeq, a predicted model, not a curated record
CCGUCAGAAGCCACCUUACCUCGACGAAAGGCAGACGCACACUCCUGCGGGAAGGUCACCUAACUGCGUCAACAUGAAGCUGUUCAGUGCAGUCGCACUCAUCGCCCUGGGCGUUCCAGCCUGCCUGGGUGCCGGCGUUAAGAGCGUUGUCACUGGUGGCGCUGCUCUUCCCGGCACUGUGGCUGCUUUAGGGUCUCUGGCCUCCGCGCCUGCUGUCACUGAGCUCGCCAAUGCUGCUGCUGCCGCCGCAUCUUCCGCCCCUGGUGUGGUCGGUUCUGUUGUCUCUGCUGGCGGCGUUGCUCCCGGUUCCGUCAGCGGAGUCAGCCAUGGCGUCGCUGGAAGCUUUCCCGGCCACUACGGUGGUGCUUUGGGCGGUUACUAUGGCUCUUACCCUGGCUUCUUUGGUGGAGUCAACGGCGGCUACUACGGAAGCUACCCUGGCUACUUCGGUGGCGCUCUGAGCGGCCACUAUGGAUCCUACCCUGGUAGCUUCGGUGGCUCUCUGGGUGGAUUCUACGGAUCCUACCCCGGCAGCUUCGGUAGUUCUCUGGGUGGAUUCUACGGAUCCUACCCGGGCAGCUUCGGCAGUUCUCUCGGUGGAUUCUACGGAUCCUACCCCGGUAGCUUCGGUAGUUCUCUUGGUCGAUUCUACGGCUCAUAUCCCGGUAGCUUUGGAAGUUCUCUCGGUGGAUUCUACGGAUCCUACCCCGGUAGCUUCGGUAGUUCUCUCGGUGGCUUCUACGGAUCCUACCCAGGUAGCUUCGGAGGUUUGGGCGGCAUCUUUGGCAGAGGAGCUUACCCCGGUUUCUACGGUGCUACCACACCGAGCCUUUUGGGCCCUGGAUCCCACGGCGUCUUCGGACGAUUCCCGCCGCCACCCACCGUUGGCGCUGUUGAGCGCCGGGGAGGCCUGAGCCCGUACCCUCUGGACGUCCGCACUACCACUGACCCCGUAACUGGCCACCCCGUGGUUAACGCUGUCUACGGUGGCGUCGUUCGGGAACGCGUCGUGCCUGUACCUGUUCCAGUUCCAGUGGACGUCCCGUACCCAGUCCCAUACCCAGUCCCGCAGCCAUACCCGGUUCAACGGCCAUCCCCACGCCCAUACCCGGUGCCUGUUGCCCAGCCCGUGCCAGUUCACACUAACACCGAGGUGCACAAGACCGACGUCGUUGCUGCCACACCAGGAGGCCCAGUUCUCCUUGACUCAGCCGUCACCGACAUCCGACGAGGCCGCCCAACCACCACUGUGGCCUAGGCUCUUCCCGAAAGGCAGUUAUGUCAACAGUAUUUAGCGGAUAAGCACGACGUAAAUUAUGUAUGACGAAUAAACAAAAUUCUGUCUGGCAA